AUGGCUUGUGACAAUCCACCAAUCGAUAACAAGGCCUUGGCGGAGACUAUCGACGAGACGCAGCAAAUUCCGGAGAAAGACCUUAUCUCGCUACUCGACGAUGUCGCCGACCGAUUCCCGCAUCACGAUGCGAUUCUUUCCCUGCACCAGACGGACAAUCUCGAGUUAGGGGGGACUGGAUCUCCUCCGAAGCAGACCCGAUGGACAUAUUCGCAGCUGCGGAAGGGGAGUAUCCGGCUGGCGGCACACUUGGCUGCCAAAGGGAUGCGCCACGGAAGUCGCAUCGUCGCGGUGUUCUUCAACGAGGCCGAAUGGGCGCUUCUCUUUUGGGCGACGGUGCGGCUCGGAUGUCAGUUUGUGCCGCUCGACCCUCGCGUCCUGGAUCACAAAAAGGAUGCGCUACACGUUCUGAACAAGGUGCAGCCGGCGGCUGUCUUUGUAUCCAACUCUACGAUGGCGGAGCGGGUUGAUGGGAUCGUGGAAGACAUGGAACAUCGACCCUCUUUCAAGUGCGUUGCUUCGGCGAUCGAUGACGUGAAUACUGGUCAGGGAUGGACGACGAUGUUGAAGGCCCUCAGCGACACGACGGAUGGAGCGCUCCCGGCUGAUACAGUUGGGCUGAACGAUAUUGUUCUUAUCCUCUUCACGAGCGGAACCACAUCACGACCCAAGGGGUGUCCGCACAGUGCGAUCACAAUUGGAUCGCCCGCCUUGAUGGUGAUCGACCAAUUUGGGUUGGAUCCAGACCACAGCCUCUGCCAGCACCUACCGUCCUUCCAUAUCUUCAACAUCUUCCUCAGUCUUGGCUUUUGGCUGAGCGGUGCGACGGUCGUGCUGCCGAGCGCGUCAUUCGACCCGGCCAGCUGCUUCCGAGCCUUCGCGACCAGCCCCAAAAUGCAUGUCCCGUGCGUCCCGUCGAUGGUACAGGCGCUGACAACCUACGCGUCCUCGACUGAUAAAAUGGCCACCUCCUCUCCCUUCUCCAUUCUUCUAGGCGGCGCCCCUCUUACGCCGGACAUCCUGGAACUCAGCCGCACCCUACGAGCAAAGAAGAUCACAGUUGGAUAUGGGACAACAGAAGGCGUUGGGACAGCGAUGAAUGUGAUGGACGCCAACAGUCUCGAUGUUGUCGACGAGGAGGUCUGCCUUGGGACAGUGAAAUCAGGCGCCCGGCUGCGGUUCUGCCAGCCGGGCAGCCGCUUGCCGAUAUCGAGGGGACAGAUUGGUGAGGUGCACCAGGGAGGCCUCCCGGUGUUUUCGGGGUACCUGGAUGGAAGCCCGGAGGAACUAGCCAUGUGCUAUCAGGAAGAAGGGGUCAACUGGUGGGCCUCCGGGGACCGGGGGUAUCUGGAUGAGGAGGGUCGCCUUUUUCUCCUUGGAAGGUACAAGGACCUGAUCAUCCGCGGGGGCGAGAAUAUCUCUCCUGUGAAGAUCGAGAAUUGUCUUGGGAGGAUGACUGGAGUUCACAGUGCCUAUGUGGUUGGCGUUGCUGACACUGUUGCCGGCGAGGUACCGGUGGCGGUCAUUACAAGAGACAGCCAGAAACAGGUAGCUACCAGCGACCUUCAGGCUGCUGUACUCGCAGAGCUUGGUCGAUCAUUCUCGCCCACAGUGAUAUUAGAUUUGCACAAGGAUCUCGGGAGAGAGGAAUUUCCGACGACGACCUCCGGGAAGAUACAGAAGCCCAGUCUCCGCCAAUGGGUCACGGACUACUUGGAGCAGCACCGCAGGAUCGAGCAGUCGUCCCACGACGUUCUCACCGAGCUCCUUGAAUGCUGGUCUGCUGUGACAGGUCUGGCGCGGGAGGCGAUCGACCCUGAUGCUAGCAUUAAGACUUUUGCGGACAGUAUGAUGAUCAUCCAGUUCUUCAACAUGGCCAGCCGGAAACUUCCCCGAUAUGCCAAUAGCACGCUCACGAUAUCCGACACCGUCCGCCAGCAGGCCGAAAUGCUACAGCGGAAGAAGCCAGAGCCGACCGAGGUCAUUGUCGGCAGUAAAUGUCCCGACCAUGAGGCCGAGCCCCUCGACCAACUCCGGGCCGAAGAGGUAACGACCUCUAGAUUGGCACCGCUCGGCUUUGGAUGGAACGACGUCGAGGAACUCAUCCCCAUGACAGACUACUUCAGUCAUUUUGCCCGGAUCCCAGUCAGACCAUACCAUUGGAACCCACGCAUCGCCCUGGUGGUGGACUCGUCCAUCAGCGAGGCGGAGCUGAAACAAGCUCUCUAUCAGUGGCUGGAGCGACACCCCCUCUUUCGUGCAACGACUGUCACUUACGACGACGACUUGGACCUGUACGUAGUGAUGAGCCCGAGCUCCGGCUGGUUGGAAAUGCAAGUGACCGACGGCUCCGCCGUCGACAACGUCGCUGCGCUCAAGACUUAUCGCCUGAACGACGCCUCCUGGGACUGGCUCUCUCGGACUGGACCUCUUUUGAAAGCCACUCUCGUCCCCCUUCGCGAUCCUCCGGGCGCAACUGGAAUCGUCCUCCACGUCCACCACAUCAUGUUCGACUACCACAAGAUCCACCGUGCCCUCCAAGACCUAAGGGACCUCGUCAGUAAUCUCAGCAACAACAGCAACGCCCCCCUGCGACCCUUCCACCACUACCGCUCUUUCGCCCGCAGCUAUAGAGCUUACCGCAGCAGCUCAGCCGCAACGGAAGACGUCAACUUCCACGUGCGCCGCCUACGCGAGAUCUCCAAAGACCCAGCAGCCAUCUGGCCUCCCCUGCGCCAGGACAGCGACCUCCUCCCGCUAGACCCCUCCAAGCGGCGCGCGUUCGAUACCGUCAGCCGAUCGGCCCCCUCCCCGAGAUAG
Messenger RNA from Aspergillus campestris IBT 28561, 2820 nucleotides. Its product is annotated as acetyl-CoA synthetase-like protein. The record is from RefSeq and is a predicted model, not a curated record. Gene Ontology annotation, molecular function: medium-chain fatty acid-CoA ligase activity. Bases 1 to 2820 code for a protein of 939 amino acids. Lineage: Eukaryota; Fungi; Ascomycota; Eurotiomycetes; Eurotiales; Aspergillaceae. Gene Ontology annotation, biological process: fatty acid metabolic process. The transcript is spliced from 2 exons.